GGAGAUGAAUAAUCGUUUUUCAGAAGCAAGUACCGAGUUACUUACUUGUAUUGCAUGUCUUGAUCCAAGAAAUUCUUUCUCCCAAUUUGACAUCGAUAAACUGAUUCAUAUGGCUGAAAUGUAUGCGGAAGACUUUUCUUCUACCGAUCGUUUUAUGCUUAAGCAACAACUUGAGACAUACAUUCAUGCCGUAAAGAGUCAAAGUCAAUUUCAUGCAAUUGAAGAUUUGGGAAGUCUAUCCAAACAAAUGGUUGAAAGUGGCAUGAACCUUGUGUUUUCAUUGGUAUAUCGUCUAUUGAGUUGGCGUUAGUUUUACCGGUUGCAACAGCUUCAGUUGAAAGAGUCUUUUCUGGCAUGAAACUCAUCAAGACUGAUUUACGAAGUAGAAUGGGAGAUGAAUGGAUGAAUGAUAGUUUGGUGAUCUACAUGGAGAAGGAAAUUUUUGCCAAGAUUAAAAAUGAAGCAAUUUUGCAACGUUUUCAAUGUAUGCAGACAUGCCGCACACAAUUGUCUAAAUUGGUUUCUUCUUCUUCUAACAUUUAAUUGUAAUGUAAUGUACUAUUCUCACAAAUUUUAUAUUAUGUAAACUUUAAUAGCAAUUUAUAUUUUUGCAUUUGGUAAUACUUUUAGCUACCCCUUUGUUUUCGUUCUGGUUCCGCCACUGCUCCCAUCUAUUAGAGAACGGAGGGGAUAUUUGAUUUGCUUAAUUUUUUAUAUACGUAAGUAAUUUAAGAAUUU
Messenger RNA from Cuscuta epithymum, 738 nucleotides. The record is from the annotation of a GenBank genome assembly. Lineage: Eukaryota; Viridiplantae; Streptophyta; Magnoliopsida; Solanales; Convolvulaceae.